AUGCGCGCUCAGGGCUCUCCCGUCGGCAGGAUGUCAGCAGCUGGCCUGAUUGUGGCAGGCUUGCUGAGCGUGGUGAGGGUCGACGCUCGUCCUGCGUUGGCAACACCCUCGCCACUAAACGUGCGGGCGUCCAAGUCCCCCGGUUGUGGCAACACCACCAGGUGGAAGUUCGACGAUGACAGCCACCAUACCCGGAACACCACCGUUGGCAGCGACGAUCGCCAGUACCUCAUCCAUCUACCCGAGGACUACGACGAAGGCUCCCCCUCCCCCGUCGUCCUGUCUUUCCAUGGCGUGGGUAGCAGUUCGGAGAGCCUCGAGGCCGCAUCGCAGCUGUCGGAGUCGCGCCAACGCCUCGCGGACAAGGGCAUCAUUGCUGUGUACCCGCUGGGCAUGGAUGGCUCCGGCGGUGGCGCGUCCUGGGAGGGCGCACCGUACGAGGACCCUGACGCCAAAGACAUCAAGUUCGUCAACCUCAUCCUCGACGAGCUCGGCGACAAUCUCUGCGUGGAUACGAGCCGCAUGUACGCCUCGGGCUUCUCUAACGGUGGCGGCUUCACGCACCUCCUCGCCUGCACGCCGUCCGUCAACACGCGUGUCGCGGCGUUCGGCAUGGCAUCGGGCGCGUACUAUCCCGGGACGCACCCCGGGGAGGCGUGCCAGCCGGAUCGCCAGGUCCCAGUCGUGAUCACGCACGGUGACGAUGACCCUGUCGUCCACUUCGAUGGCGAGACGUCCGACGAUAGUGAUCGCGAGCUGCCCAACAUCAGUAACUUCUCCAAGAACUGGGCCGAGCGUGAUGGGCAUGGGAGGGAGGACUUUGAGUUCUCGCUGUUGAACGACGACGAGGACGUCCAUGUCUGGCAGUGGGGGGACGACGGAGAGGAGGGCCAGGUGCGUCGACUCCGGGUUGUGGGGAUGGGCCAUACGUGGCCAGCGGUGGGAAGAGCACCGUUCAAUCUGACGGAAGAGGUGCUAUUGCCCUUCUUCGAGCAGUAUACGAUCUGA
Molecule: messenger RNA, 1008 nt
Organism: Schizophyllum commune H4-8
Lineage: Eukaryota; Fungi; Basidiomycota; Agaricomycetes; Agaricales; Schizophyllaceae
Product: carbohydrate esterase family 1 protein
Exons: 4
Coding region: 1-1008 (335 amino acids)
Biological process (GO): proteolysis
Molecular function (GO): serine-type peptidase activity; feruloyl esterase activity
Source: RefSeq, a predicted model, not a curated record